Messenger RNA from Pectinophora gossypiella (pink bollworm), 1384 nucleotides. Its product is annotated as glyceraldehyde-3-phosphate dehydrogenase 2. The transcript has 2 exons. Lineage: Eukaryota; Metazoa; Arthropoda; Insecta; Lepidoptera; Gelechiidae. The record is from RefSeq and is a predicted model, not a curated record. Gene Ontology annotation, biological process: glucose metabolic process. The coding region runs from base 154 to 1152 and encodes 332 amino acids. Gene Ontology annotation, molecular function: NADP binding; oxidoreductase activity, acting on the aldehyde or oxo group of donors, NAD or NADP as acceptor; NAD binding.
AACUGUCACCUCUAAUUCAAGGUAGCUUAUCUUUGUCAAAUCGAUCUCCACCCCACUCUGUCCUUCGCCUGACAUUUUUAAACUCCAUCUUGCGCGGAGCGUACGUGUUGAGUGUCUUGUAACUUCUUACUUAAAUAAACUCAACCCGAAAACAUGUCGAAGAUCGGUAUCAACGGAUUUGGCCGCAUCGGUCGCUUGGUGCUCCGCGCCUCCAUCGAGAAGGGCGCUCAGGUUGUUGCUAUCAACGACCCCUUCAUCGGCUUGGACUACAUGGUCUACCUGUUCAAGUAUGACUCCACUCACGGCCGCUUUAAGGGCACCGUGGAGGUCCAAGGCGACAACCUUGUUGUCAACGGCAACAAGAUUGCCGUCUACUCCGAGAGGGACCCCAAGACCAUCCCCUGGGGCAAGGCUGGUGCUGAGUACAUCGUAGAAUCCACUGGCGUUUUCACCACCAUUGAAAAGGCCUCCGCUCACUUGGAAGGUGGCGCCAAGAAGGUCAUCAUCUCGGCUCCCAGUGCUGAUGCUCCCAUGUUCGUUGUUGGUGUCAAUCUUGAGGCUUACGAUCCGUCUGCCAAGGUCAUCUCUAAUGCCUCCUGCACCACGAACUGCCUCGCUCCCCUCGCUAAGGUUAUUCAUGACAACUUCGAGAUUGUUGAAGGUUUGAUGACCACCGUGCACGCUACCACCGCCACCCAAAAGACCGUCGACGGUCCCUCCGGCAAGUUGUGGCGUGAUGGCCGUGGCGCCCAGCAGAACAUCAUUCCUGCCUCCACUGGCGCCGCCAAAGCUGUCGGCAAAGUCAUUCCCGCUCUUAACGGCAAGCUGACUGGUAUGGCUUUCCGUGUCCCCGUGGCCAACGUAUCCGUCGUUGACCUGACUGUCCGCCUCGGCAAGCCUGCCAGCUAUGAUGCAAUUAAGCAGAAGGUUAAGGAGGCAGCUGAAGGCCCCUUGAAGGGAAUCCUUGGAUACACUGAGGACCAGGUUGUAUCUUCCGACUUCAUCGGUGACACGCACUCUUCCAUCUUCGACGCUGCUGCCGGUAUUUCUCUGAACGACAACUUCGUCAAGCUGAUCAGCUGGUACGACAACGAGUAUGGUUAUUCUAGCCGUGUCAUCGAUCUCAUCAAGUACAUUCAGACCAAGGAUUAAAUACCUAAUUUCGUUUUAGAUAUAUGAUUAUAAUUUUGUCGAGAUUAUCGACGUUUUAUAAGUUAUUUUUUAAGGAUAGCUGUGUAAUAAUCUAAAUUAUUAUGCUACUUUGACAGUAGUUGUUAUGCAUGUGUUAAUUGUUCAUCGUAUGAGUAAAUGUAAUAUCAGCGCAAUUUAAUAUAAAACCCAGAAAUAAUUAAAAAUUAUUGUAAUAAAAAUAUAAUACAAUAAA